ACGAUUUCAUUCUAUAAGUUCACUGUAUUUUCACAAUGGCAAGACUAAAAUACCUUACGUAUUGCGUAAUCGUGUGGUUGUAUAGUUUUUCAUUAAGAAUAAUUCUAUGUCGCGAUAGUACUGAGAGUCUCACAGACAAUAUAUUACAAAGCGGUAUUUAUGAUGCACUGAAUAUUUCUGGAAAUAUGAAACUUGACGAUAUAAUAAAAAAAAUUGAAUCUUAUGCUGAUACAGAAUUAGAUGAUAAGGAUUUAAACAUUACACAACUAAUUCAAAAGGAUGGGUUUGAAGUUGAAGAACACACUGUGACAACAGAAGAUGGAUACAUCUUGAAGAUGUUCAGAAUUCCAAGAUCAGGACCUCCUAUUUUUCUAAUGCAUGGAAUAAUUUCAGGCUCAGAUGUUUGGGUGUCAACAGGCUUUGAUAAAGCACUUGCUUAUAGCCUAGCUGCUCAAAAUUACGACGUAUGGAUGGGUAAUGCCCGCGGUACAAGAUAUUCCUUGAAGCACGUUACCUUAAGCUCAUACCAACCCAGUUUCUGGAAUUAUACGUGGCAUGAAAUUGGUAUAUACGAUGUGCCGACAAUGAUCGACCGUGUUCUAGAAAUAACAAAACGACCAUCUCUGUCAUAUAUUGGACAUUCACAAGGAACUACUGUUUUCUAUGUAAUGUGUUCAUUGAAACCCGAAUACAACGAAAAAAUAUCACUUAUGGUGUCCUUAGCACCUAUUGCUUAUAUUACAAACUCAAAGUUCUUUUUAUAUAAAAUUUUAUCUAUCAAUCCAGAGGCAUCUUACGCAGCGUUUACAAGUGCAGGUAUAUAUAACUUUUUUGGACAUGAUGAAGUAUUUUUACCUGUAGAAACCACCUUAUGUGGCAAUCCUUUCACAGCAUUAGUCUUAUGUCAAUCUCUAACAUCAUUAGCUGGUGGUUUCAACUAUAAACAGGUGAAUGUUCCGCGCUUGCCAGUAAUAUUUAGAUACUUUCCUACUGGUUCAUCUGUUAAACAAGGCGUACAUUACUUACAAUCGGGCCGUGCCGAACGAUUUCAACAGUUUGAUUACGGACCACAUAAUUUGGAUCAUUACAACUCAACAAGUCCACCAACUUAUCCUCUAGAAAAUAUAAAAGCACCGAUCGCUUUAUUUUUCGGAGACGGGGAUUACCUUUCGGUCAGGGAAGAUGUCGAUAAAUUGGUACAAAGGUUGCCAAACGUGGUCGAUUUCUACACAGUUCCAGAUGAAAAUUUUGAGCAUUUUGAUUUUUUGUGGUCUAAAGAUAUAAAUACUUUAAUUUUGCCAAGGCUUUUGAAAUUAAUAAAAAUGUACACGUUAUAAAUAUAAA
Molecule: messenger RNA, 1344 nt
Organism: Leptidea sinapis
Lineage: Eukaryota; Metazoa; Arthropoda; Insecta; Lepidoptera; Pieridae
Product: lipase 3-like
Exons: 1
Coding region: 36-1337 (433 amino acids)
Biological process (GO): lipid metabolic process
Molecular function (GO): hydrolase activity, acting on ester bonds
Source: RefSeq, a predicted model, not a curated record